Messenger RNA from Folsomia candida, 1519 nucleotides. RefSeq lists its product as uncharacterized. The record is from RefSeq and is a predicted model, not a curated record. Lineage: Eukaryota; Metazoa; Arthropoda; Collembola; Entomobryomorpha; Isotomidae. The transcript is spliced from 7 exons. Bases 138 to 1469 code for a protein of 443 amino acids. Gene Ontology annotation, molecular function: sequence-specific DNA binding.
GGGAAAAGUGAGCGAGCGGCAACUGAACAUCUGCUUUCCGCAAAAUAAUAACAAAACUUUAAAAAAUCGUAAUUUUACCAUAAUUCAUUAAAUUAUUCGGUUACAAACACUUUGGCGAAGUCAGCGUAUAACUGAAGAUGGUAGCCUGCAAAGGGUGUGUCAUACCGGCUUGUACGAUACAGGACAGACUAAACACUCGAAAAAUAUCAUUCCAUAGAUUUCCCCCAAGCAACCAACGAGAAAUGCAAGAAAAAUGGAUCCAACUUGUCCGCAAGUUAAGACAAGAUGCUAGUUGGGAACCUCAUGAACAAGCUGUCGUCUGUUCUCGACAUUUUACCAGCACCCAAGUACAAAAGAUUGGAAAACGAGGAAAACUGUUGGGUUGGCAUGUGCCAUCCUUAUUCCUCCAAGAAUGUGACCAAGUGACAAAGGAGCUGGACGUGGACCAUGUUCAACCCACAGUCCAACCCCCGACCACACCGCAACUACCAGCAAACCAGAAUCAACCCAUCCGAUCAGAUACGAGGGGUUGUUUCCUCUGCUCAAUUUUGACCCUGUCCACCGGCCCCCACAGUGAUCACGUCAAGGAACAAAUCCGCCUUUUUAAGGAUCUCUUGAACCAGGCGGCCUUCAAUCAGGGUCUCACCGCCGAUGCGUCCUUUUCCCUUGUCUACCCGUCCGAGGGGGACGAAAAUUCCUGCCUCUCUUGUCUCACCACGGUCGCCGCGGUGUGGGCAUUAGACCGAGAAAUAAUUCUGUUGAAAGAACGAAUUAAAAAAAUGGUAGAAAAAAGUCUGAAUCAACACGCCGAAAAAUUUAUAAAUCGAGCGAAAGCAGAGAAUGACAAACUUCAAGCAAAAGAAUCAAAAGGAAGCUUUGAAAGCAAAAGGAAGAAGCAAAUUGAUGGAAACAUUUCACCAAAACGUGAAAAACUUGAGGUAUGUGACCAAGCCGUGUUCGACUGGAUGAUUGCGGCUUCCACUCCUCCCACUCAAAAUCUCUCGGCCGCAUCUUCUUCCUCGACAUCAGGUCCCAUCGAGCCAACCGAAGUAAACUGUGUCACAGAAUUUCACCCUCUCGAAUCGACAUCGCCUUUAAAUUCACCUAUGCAUAAACCAGUUGUGGACGAAGAGUCGCCCAUAAUAUCGACCCCGUCUCCAUAUUCUAAUGAGGAUAACAACGGUGUCGAGAAGGAAGCAGUAACCACAAACCUGGUCAAAAUCGAGACAGACAACGAAAAUUUCUUCGAAUUUGAGGAAGCCGAAGAAAUGCCGACCGGCGCGUCAACACCAAAUUUUACCCCUCGUGUUAUUACGUCUUCCAAUUCCGUUAGCCAAGAUCAAGAAGACUACGUACUGUAUGAAGGCGACCGACCGUAUGGAUGUUCUCGAUGUGUGUGCCGUUUCGUCAACAAAUCCUGGGUUGUUCGCCAUAUGAAUAAGUGUAAAGGAAUGAGAUCAAUACAGUAACAAUAAUAACAAUUUAAAAUGAAGAUAAUAAAUUUUUGAAACCAUUGGAA